This is a messenger RNA of Labrus mixtus (cuckoo wrasse), 2588 nucleotides long. RefSeq names its product dentin sialophosphoprotein-like. Gene Ontology annotation, molecular function: acrosin binding. The coding region runs from base 27 to 2588 and encodes 853 amino acids. Gene Ontology annotation, cellular component: extracellular matrix. The transcript is spliced from 8 exons. Lineage: Eukaryota; Metazoa; Chordata; Actinopteri; Labriformes; Labridae. Gene Ontology annotation, biological process: binding of sperm to zona pellucida; positive regulation of acrosome reaction; egg coat formation. The record is from RefSeq and is a predicted model, not a curated record.
CCUCCUCGUGCUCUCUUCCUCUCGUCAUGUCGCUGGUCGCGUGCCUUCUCUGGACUGUGUUCAGUGGGUCGCUGGGAGGUCCGGUUCCGGUGACUCAGGAGGUCCAGACAUACCACCACCUGCCUAUGUUCUUGGACGCACCAGAGCCGGUUGUAGCACAGGAGCUGUUUCUGCCGGCCCCUCAUAAGACACCUGUCCCCACCAGGAUCACCUCGCUGCUGUUACCGGAAGAGACACCGCAGCAGAGCGUGCAGGGGACCGGGACACGCGCUAUGGAGGUCUUCUGUGGGGGUGAUCAGAUACGCGUGGACCGCUUCCAGGUGCGCUCCUGGACCAACCCGUACCUGUUCAGCCUGGGAACAUGCCGAGUCAGCAAAGUCACCCCGCGAUUUCUUUAUUUCCAUUACAGACUGACCGAGUGUGGAGGACAGUCACAGAUUGUUGGUGGUCAGCUGGUGUACUCCUUCACUCUGUCUUAUACUCCUCCUCCACAAGACUUCACCAUCAGAGUCAUACCUCUGACACUUCCCCUUCAAUGCCAUUACAACAGGUUUCACUACUCGUACAAAGUCGGCUUCAGACCUAAAGUCCAGCACAAGACGUUUCUGAAGAGCAUCACGAGUACACUGAGCUUCAGCCUCACCGUCUGUAACGAGCAUUGGGAGCCCGUCCCUGCGGGUCAAGGGUUCGAUUUGGGAGAGUCGGUGUAUUUCGUUGCCCGGAGCGGAGUUCUGUUAGCCGGAGAGAGUCUGUACGUGGACUCCUGCUACGCCACCAGCUCCAAAGACCCGCACAGCCAGCCCAGAGUCGACAUUAUCACCAACUAUGGCUGUAUGACAGACAGCAGGAGGGAAGGCAGCAACUCAUACUUUCUGUCUGCAGGGGGCGCUGUGCUCAAGUUUUCUGUGGAUGCUUUACUCUUCAGUGCUGUCUCACAAGUGUUGUAUCUCCACUGCUCAAUGUCAGUCAGCCUCACUACCUCUGACGUCUCGAAAUCCUGCAACUACAACACCGCUGCUGGCAGGUGGGAGGAGCUUGAAGCCUCGCCCUCAGUGUGCUCGUGCUGUGAGUCCACGUGCACUGAUGGACAGGACGUGACUAAGAACACAGUCAGCAGUCAGGGCUGGUUCAUGGGACAAAACGCCAAAGAGAAACCGAGAAUGAGGGCAAGUUCUCUCCAAGCAGAGGAGGAGAGAGAGUCGGAGGAUGAAGAAGAGGACGAGGAGGACGAGGAGGUGGAUGAAGAAGAAGAGGAGGACGAAGAUGAAGAAGAAGAAGAAGAAGAGGAGGAGGACGAAGAUGAAGAAGAAGAAGAAGAGGAGGAGGACGAAGAUGAAGAAGAAGAAGAGGAGGAAGAGGAAGAAGAAGAAGAGGAGGAAGCAGAGGAGGAGGAGGAGGAGGAGGAGGAAGAAGAAGAAGAAGAAGAAGAAGAGGAAGAGGAGGAGGAGGAGGAGGAGGAGAAGAAGAAGAAGGGCAAUGAAAGGACUGAGGAGGACUUGAGGUCUUUGCCACCAGAGACAGAUAUCGACGGUGAUGAGGGGAAAGAAGAAGCUGUUCCUGAAAAGACGCUUGUGUUAGAUGAGAGGAAGGAGUGGAGGAACAGUUCUGCAGUCAGCCACCAGGGGGAGAGAGAAACAGAAGAGGCGGUGAAGGAGGAGGACAACCAGAUGAAAGAAUUGGAAUCAGACAUAAUCAUUUUGUCAGAGCAGACUGAGAAAGCGGGAAAUGAAUCAGUCUCUGGUGCAUUAAAUAGUUCUGAAAUCAUUGAGAAAAGCAGCAUUAAUGUGCUAAGAGAUUAUUCUGGAAACAAAACUUUCUCUGCAACAAAUUCCAGUUUUGUCGUCGAUUCUUUCAACACAAGUUCCCCUGCUGGAAAUGUUUCCACAGCUGCAGCGCUUUGUCCCGAAGGUGAUCACAUGAAUUGUAGUUCUGCCGACGACGGGGUUAAAAGUUAUCCUUCUGGCUCCAUGAAUGCAACUGUUGGUGCCGAUCUCCCGUCUAAAGAUAGAGCUCCAUCUGACCUCGGCAGAUCCGGUUCUGUUUGGGAUUCAAGCGUCCGAGAGAGUCCGCUUGGCAGUGGACUUGAGACCUUAUCCGAGUCAGAGCAGGCCAAGUCUGCUAAUAAAUCAUUUGACACAGAGUCCGGCCAGAUCCAAGAGCUGGCAGACGACUCUGAGGACCGUAAAGGACCGGACGGAGAUGAUGAAACGCUUCACAGUCUACUGAUCAGAGCGUUACAACCAGAUUCUCAUCCUGCCGUGAUCAGUGAUCUAAUCGGCAGGUUACUCGCCGAUUCUGGUUUUGAGUCUGGACUGGAAAACGAUGAAGCCCUUCAUCACCUGGGUCAGUUUACUGAAGCAGCAGAGCCCCACAAAGACAAGUUUCCUGAAAGAGCACACAGUCUGAGUUCUGGUCUUGUUGGAUCAGAGAAGCAGGACAACCCGGGUCAUUCCUCCGAGGUGACGGUGACUGAAUCCUCAGAGAGCAGCAGCAGCAGCAGCAUGUUUGACAGGAAGUGGGCGGAGGCCGAGUCUGAUUGGGGCCUGCAGAGUUUAGAGUACAUGAUGAAAAAGCCGAUGGAGGACUAA